AUGGAUAUAGAUGAUUAUUCAAGAGAUCGUUCUCGUUCUCCUGUGAGAGAUAGAUCUCCAGUCAGGGAUAGAACUAAUAAUGAUGGAGGAUAUGGUGGAUCAAGUAGAGAAUAUGGAAGAAGAGAUUAUGGAAGACCAACAUAUGAUAAUAGAAGUCGAGAUUCACAUGGUUCUUCGAGAGGACGUGGAGGAUAUAGUCGCGGUGGUGGAAGAGAUUAUUCUUCUAGAAAUUAUGGGAAUACUUCAUCUUCAACGACUGGUGAUGAUUCAUAUAGAUCAAAAACUGAAAGGAAUUAUGAUAAUUCCAUUUUUGUUGGUAAUAUUCCUUUCGAUGCUACUUCUAAAGAUAUUGAAAGAAUUUUCAAUAAUGAUUUAGAAGUUGUUAGAGCUGAUAUUGUAACUAAUAAAGGUCAAAGUAGAGGUAUGGCAACUGUUGAAUUUAAAUCUAAAGACGAUGUUAAAUCAGCUAUAAGUCAAUUUGAUAGAUAUGAAUAUGAAGGUAGAGCUAUAUUUGUUAGACAAGAUUAUCCACCACCAGAAAAGAAAGAUUAUGGUAGAGGUUAUGGUUCUGGUGAUAGAGGCGGUUAUGAUAAUAGAUCUGGUGGUAGAUAUGGUGGUAAUGAUUAUUAUGGUGGAAGAGGUGGUUAUGGGUCAUCAAGAGGUGGAUAUGGAAGUUCAAGAGGUGGAUAUAGAGAUAGUUAUGGUUCAAGUGGUAGAUCAUCCUUACCACCACCAGCUCCAGGUACUGAAGUAUUUGUUGGUAAUUUACCAUUCUCAGUAAAUUGGCAAGCAUUAAAGGAUAUAAUGAGAGGUGCCGGUAAUGUUGUUAGAGCAGAUGUUAGGAUGGAUGAAAGAGGUUACUCUAAGGGAUUUGGUACUGUUGUUUUUGAAACUCCUGAAGAAGCCACCAAGGCUAUUGAACAAUUUGAAGGGUAUGAAAUUGAAGGUAGAACAUUAAAUACUAGACCAGGUAAAGGUUCAGAGUCAUCAUCAACUGAUCAUUCACAUAGUGGAGGUUAUGCUACUGGUCCAUCAACAAGAUUCACCAAAAAGGAAAACUCAGAAUUCACAGAUGGAGUAACUGGUGACGGGGAUUCAGAAGAUACAAUCUAUAUUUCAAAUUUACCAUUUAGUACUCAAAAUGAUGACUUGUAUGAUUUAUUUGAAACUAUUGCAAAAGUUUCCAAGGCAGAAAUUCAAUAUCAGGAAGAUGGUAGAGCAAGUGGUAAUGCAGUAGUUAAAUUUGAAGAAUUAGAUUCUGCAGAUAAAGCUAUAGCUGAAUUAAAUAAUUAUGAAUAUGGUGGUAGAAAUAUUAGAAUUACUCAUGCUAAAUUACCAUAA
Molecule: messenger RNA, 1341 nt
Organism: Lodderomyces jiufengensis
Lineage: Eukaryota; Fungi; Ascomycota; Pichiomycetes; Serinales; Debaryomycetaceae
Gene: GBP2
Product: single-stranded telomeric DNA-binding/mRNA-binding protein
Exons: 2
Coding region: 1-1341 (446 amino acids)
Cellular component (GO): ribonucleoprotein complex; cytoplasm; nucleus
Molecular function (GO): mRNA binding
Source: RefSeq, a predicted model, not a curated record